AGAUCAUUUUCCUCGUGCAUGCCAGCGACGUAGAAAUGUCUAUGGAGAUCAUGCUGAGCUCAUCUUAUCUGUGAUUCAUCUGUUCCUGCUUUGAUGGCAGAAUUAUGUGCGAAGUAACUGAUUAAUUAAUGUGAUGUUUUGUAGAGACAAUAACGAGAAUGCCAAUACAGGCACCACAGUGGACUGAAUUUCUUUCUUGCCCAGUUUGUUGUCAUGACUUUGAUGUGGCCGUACGAGGUCCAAUAUCUUUAGGAUGUGGUCAUACUAUAUGCCGUACGUGUCUAGCAAAUUUGCAUCGCAAGCAAUGUCCUUUCGAUCAGAGUACUAUAAACACUGAAAUAGAAAGAUUACCAGUAAAUGAAGCUCUGCUUCAAUUAGUUGGUAAUACUGUUCCAACAAAUGUUGCAACAUCGUAUCAAAAAUUAUUACCACCUGAAGAUCAUACUAAUUACUUAGUGGCUAAGCGUUGCAUUGAAGAAUUAGCGCUCUAUUUGAAACCAUGUCAGACAAAUCCAACCAUAGCAGCAGGAAUGGGACUUGUGUCUCGUCCGAUGCAGAGAAAAUUGGUUACGUUGGUAGGGUGCCAAUUAGUAGAACCAGAGGGAAGAGCACGUGCUGUAAGAGCAGCUCGAAGCUUAGGGGAAAGAUCCGUCACGGAGUUAAUAUUACAACAUCAAAAUCCUCAACAGCUUAGUGCCAAUUUGUGGGCUGCUGUACGUGCACGUGGUUGUCAGUUCCUUGGGCCAGCAAUGCAAGAGGAAGUUCUCAAACUAGUUCUUUUAGCUUUGGAGGAUGGUUCAGCUCUUUCAAGAAAAGUUUUAGUAAUGUUUGUGGUUCAACGUUUGGAACCACAUUUUCCACAAGCAUCGAAAACAAGUAUUGGACAUGUAGUACAGCUCCUUUAUAGAGCGAGCUGUUUCAAGGUAUCCAAGAGAGAGGGCGAUUCAUCUUUAAUGCAGCUGAAAGAAGAAUUUAGAACAUAUGAUGCUUUAAGAAGAGAACACGAUGCUCAGAUUGUUCAAAUAGCAACUGAAGCUGGAUUACGAAUAGCUCCUGAUCAAUGGUCCGCAUUAUUGUAUGGAGAUACUGGUCAUAAGUCUCAUAUGCAAAGUAUUAUUGACAAGCUACAAACGCCACAAUCUUUUGCUCAAAGCGUGCAAGAAUUAGUUAUUGCCUUACAACGUACACCUGAUCCAGGACAACUUAGCGGUUUAAGGCCACAGCUAGAAUUAUUAGCCGCAAUAGAUCCUAGUCCAGAAACAGAGCCGCCCACAUUAGCUGAAUGUCGUGCAGCAUUGGAAGCUGUUAGAACUGUGGUUGCAGCUUUGGUGGAAUUCAUUCAACAACAUGGAAAUAGAAAAUGUUCAGAUGGUACUCAUAAUAUUGGCCCAAGUCAACCAAAAUAUAAAGUAAGCAUGUGUAGAGACCUUGCUCUUAGAGGAUCUUGUCCAAGAGCUACCAAUUGUACUUUUGCACAUAGUGACAUGGAACUUGACAAGUAUAGAUCAAAGAACCGAAAGUUGAGUAUCAGAACAAAUUUACCUUUGAAUAGUAACACGGAAUUAAAGACGGAUAAGUCUAUUGUUGUUCAAAACAACAAGGUUUUUAAGCAAAGCGAAGAGGCACCUUAUCAUUCCAUAAAACCACAUGAUAUUCAUAGGGAUAGUUUUAAUUCAUUGAAUAAAGUCAAUCCAACGCAACAUCCCAUCGUUAGUAACGAAAAUAAUUUUGUUGGAUCUUUGACAAAUUACAUGUUGCCACCGCCACAAAAUUUAUCACAUAUGGUUCCUGUGAAAAGCAUGGACAUUCAUUGUCCUCAUUAUAUUAUGCCUGCAGCAUCUUUAGAUUAUAACACAACUGAUAUGAAUAUGUGGGAUCCGCCACAAGUAACGUCAGGUGUAACGAAUGGGAUUUCUAAUAGUAAAAAGCAACGAACAGUAGCAAAAACAUUGGCAAUGUUGUUACAACGUAGAAUGGAAAUUUUGAAUCAACUUGAAACUAUAGUCAACAAGCAAGCUCCUCAGGUGAAAAUGAAUUGUGACAUUCAAGGAGAUGUGCUUUCAUCGAACUUAUCGAUAUGGGCAAAUUCAUCUGGAAGUCCUAUAGGUCCUGCAUCAAAUAUGAGUUGCAGUAAUAAUUUUCGAUGUGCAGAUUCUGUAUUAUUUGAUGAUGAAUUUGUACCAUUCGAUGCAUCACCUUCGAGCAAGUAUGGACCAAUAUCCAAAUUAUCAAAAACGAUGAUAAGAUCUCCAAAUGGUGUACCACCUACAAGUUUGUAUAAUGAGGGUCCACCUACAAUAUCUACUUUUCGACCUAUGCCAGCUCCUAAUUCCAUUUCAUCAUGGUAUUACGGAAAUCAGCCUUAUGCGUCUAUUGGUACAAACGGAGGAAUGCAGUCUGUUACUACAUCCAAUUAUGGAGAUGGAUAUAUCGCUCUUGGACGAAAUAUAUCAGAAUCACAAACACACUCGCAUCUUUUGCAACAGGAAUGUAUGUCCAAAGAUUUAAUCUUGGAAUCACAGAAAGUAAAACAACAACUGAAACAUUUAGAGAAGAAAAUUAAUGAUUUAAAGCUUGCGACACAAGGUGCAGCUUUUACAGCCGGUGAAAGACUUGCGCAGGAGUUGCAAAUGAUUGAAGCGGGUAUUAGAGAAAAAGAAAAGGACGUGAGGAAUUGGAGUCCGUAUGGUGGUAGUUUACCAUGGAUUCAAUCACCAGCUAGCUUACUUACUAAUCAAAGCUUUAAUCAGGAUUAUAAGACCGAAGAGGAAGAUACAUAUGAGGCUGGCAUUGCGAAUGAUAUGCGCGAAUUAGAAUUACGAUGGGAGUUUGAACUGCAGGAACAAGAGAAACAUUGGUCGAGCGAAGAAGAUAAUUCGAAAAAGUAACAUAAUCUUGCAGUAUUAAAUAUUAACUCCCAGAUCUGACAAUGACUCAAGAAAAAGCAUGUGUUUUCGCAUGUUCGUAUAAUUCUUUAAGAAAACUUUUAUGCGUCAAUGCGUUUACUUCUAUAAUUGGAUAAUCGAAAGUAAGUAGAAUUUUUACUCUUUGCAUAAGAAAAAUCUACGACUCUUCUACUCAAAAUCAAAAUUAUAUAUGGAGGAUGAUUAUAUGAACAUUUUUAACAGCAUAAAUUUAGAUUUAUCAUCCGAUUGAUAUGUGAAACCCUUUUGUUGAUGUAGUACUGCGUAAAGUGGACUUACUACUUUCGCAUGUACUAGCUUUUGUAAUCAUUGAUAUGUAAUAUUUCUUAUGCAUAAAAACAACACCUUUCUGGAUAUUUAAACAUACUAGUUGCUGUAAAUAUGUGAUAUUUUUAAAAAUUUGUUAAACACGUGAAAUAAUUUAUAAAAGCGAUUCAUUUAGUCAAACAGAAAGCCAGAUUGUUUUUAUUUAUAUUAUUUUACUGACAUUUAAGAAGUUAUUUAGUGUACUUGGAAACUUAAUAAUUCAGCUGCCGCUUUGCUAAAUACAUUCGUCAGACAACAAGCGAAAGGUGGUUGUUGCUUGUAAUAAAGUUAAAAAUUUCAUUGAAAAACAAAUGGACAUAUGAAUACAGAUUUGUUAAAAUUUAACAGAAAUUGAUGUCAGUGUUUUAUAAACAUGACAAUGUAGUAUACUCAAUUUAUAUGUUUGCACAAUGAAGCAAAACAUACUAUAUUACAGAGACAUUCGAGAAGAAUGUUACUUAACCUGAGUGAAGGUUACACGAUAAAAAUAUACAAUUAUACAUAAGUAUUGCAGAUAGGUGAAAUUAACAUAUAUUGUCCAAAUUUUAUAUAAUUAUUAUCAUUCUGGUCAUCUACUAAAUCAUUAUUGACAUGCAAGAUAUUAAUGAUAGAAUUUUAUUAUCCUAUAUGAUUUUAUAUAGAAUUUCUGAAGGAAGUAUGAGCAUUUUUGGCAAGGAAAGAUUUUAAGUUGUAUAAGUAACUAAUAUAACUGAAAAAUUAUAAUCUCUAUUAUCUUUAAACAUUUAUAGAAUAAUUAUAACAAUUCCAUCAUGGUAUUAUUUAGUGCAUUCACUUAUAUAAAUAGAAAAAAAAUUAAUUAGAGUUUUCCAUAUUAACAAGGAUGAUACUCUAUAUUAUAAAAGAUUAUUUUCCUUUUAAACAGAUCUAUUAGUAUUAUAUAUUUUUUUUCAAGUUUAAACUUUUAUUUGGAUUUAAAAGUCUUACUCUCGAGUUCGUCGUUGUUCAUAAUUCUUAAUAAAUAUGUAAAAUGGACAUGAUUAAAUGCAACAUUAGGAGCCUAUUUCAAGCAAAAAAAUUAAUCAUGAUUUUUUUCUGUGCCUUUGAACUUUUGCAUUUUUAUGAUUAAUUUUCUUUUUCUCUCUCUCUCUCUCUCUCUCUCUCUCUCUCUCUCUCUCUCUCUUCCUUUUUUUUUCUUUUUUUUUCUUUUUUUUUUUUUUUAAUACCGUUCAACGCAUAAACUUUUCCAAGGGUCGACGAUCAAAUCUUAUUAAUUUAUAUCUUUUUGUAAAAACUUGAAAUAAUUUAUAUUAAUGCUAUCAUUAUAUUUUGUCUUUGUCAACCAGUAAACGAUAGUUGACCAAAAAAAUGAUGAUUAAAAAUUUGUGUUGCAUGGCCAACUUGACUUUUUAAAAGAUAACAUAUAUUUUUUUAAAUGAAUUAUUCACUUCUCGAGAGAAAAUGUUUAUAGAUCUAUAGAUUUUAUUUGAUUAUGAAUAAAAGCUAUCUGUUUUUUAAGAUCGAGAUGUUGAUGAAAAAUUUCAUAGGAUAGAAUAUGUUAAUCAACUUACUGCGCUCUUUUAUGGCAUCUUAAUGUAUGCAUUGCAAUAGUCUAGGUUUUCCUAUUUUUAUGAAAUAAUAUAUAACAUAAAUAUUAAUAAUUCCAGUUUUAGUGGAAGAAACAUUAUUGAUUUUUUUGUGCAAAAUGAAGGUUGACAAAGGUUGACUCAUUAUGUAUCAGAAUUUUACUUUGUAAACUUAUAUUUGUUUAUCAUCAAUUGAUUACUUACUUACCUGAAAUGGGUGAAUAAUAUUAUUCAAUAUAUUCAUAAUAAUAUAUAAUUGGUUUAUAAUGUCUGUUUUGUUAUGUUAUGUAAAUGUAUUGGAAAAAUAAUAAGAGGUACAUCUAUUUUUAGAACAUAGCUAGAUUUUUAGCAAUUAUAGAAACAAUGGUGCAAUUUUCUUUACUCGAUAUCUAAUAUCAGAAAUUAUAAAAUGUUAUACAAAUAGUUCAUAGAUUCAAUUUGUUUAUUAGGUUUCGUAUGCGGAUCAAUAGCAAAAACAAUGUUUGCCGAAACAAUAAUAACAAUCGAAUUGUUUACUUCAUAUUUAUAACUUAUUAUCAAUGUUGGACAAAUUUUAGAAAAGAUUGUAUUAUUUUCUUUUUUCUUUUCUUUUCUUUUUUUUUCUUUUCUUUCUUUUUUUUUUUUUUUUUUUUCAUUAUAUCAAAAGUUUUACUUUCAUUGUUGCAAGAUAUAUAGAUGGAACCAAAAUAUAAGAAUUCGUUUAGUAAGUAUACCUUGGUAAAAACAGAUCGUUUUCCUUUUUGCUGAAGCCAUCCCCGCGUAUACAGUUUAAAAAUUGGCCAUAUUAACCAAUAUAAAUGACAAUAUUGCAGAAAGGGGCCAUCUAUUAAUUUUGCUCGUUUAAAAAUAACCGAAGUAAAGGAGUAUAGUAUUUUCAAAAGAAAUGGAUCUUACAUGUGAAAACGCUUAUUAAAUUUCUUUUCAACUAACGAUUAAAUGAUUCUGUAUUAGAUUUUAAGUUAGUUUGCAAGUUUGAUAAUUAUUCUAAUUUAUGAAUAAUUGUGUUGAAAUUUAAAUUGCUGCCACGGUAUCUAUAUCUCGUUCUCUGUUUUGUACAUUAGACACAUUUAAUAUAAAAUUUGAUAAAAUGCUUUAGUUGAAGUAAAACAAGAUUGAAAAUUUCAAUUUUGUUUAUUCUCUUUCUCAGGAAAUUAUAUUCGUAUCUUAUAAUCGAUAAAGAAUUGUAAUUUAUUUUUUCGAUACAGACACAGAUAAAUUCUAUGUAUCAUUUUCUUAAUAAUUCCUAAAUAUGCAUUUUGAAAACUGCUACGACGUUUGUCUUUUACAUAUACAGUUUAUGUAAGAUUUCGAUCUUUCCCAUUAAAAGUUAUAUAUAGAAUGUAAAAGAAGAGGUAAAAUUGAUGGAAAAUUACUAAGAAGAACAUCUAGGCUUUCUAUCAAUUUUAUUGGAUUCUAUAUGUAAUCUAUUUCUACAAGGUUUCAAUGAUAGCUCUAAUUAUUUUUUUUUCUCGUUUCUAUUCAUAAUGUGAAGCAUUAACUUGAAUGUAGAAUAAAAGCGAAGAGGGCUGUGUACAAUGGGAAGUAAUAAGCGCAACAAUACUGUUUGUGCAAGCUUCAGAUUAAUUGCAUGUUAAACAUGUCACUAUGUGUAUAAUGAUACACACAUACCUAUGUUGAUGGUAUGAAAUCACAUACAAUCUAUACUAACGUUCUUUGUUUGAACAUACAAAACGAUAAUAAUUAUAUACAUAUCGGUAUAUAAUGUAUAGUCAAUGCACUUGGCACUAGCAGUACAGAUUCUUUAUAGAUUUUGUGUUAUACUUGAAAAUCUUAAGUAUUUCUUUUUCUUUUCUUUUUUUUUUUUUUUUAACAUUUAUAUAAUAUUCAUUGUAUGAAAUUAUCAAAUUACACUUAAACCAGUAUUCACAAUGUACGACUUAUUUCUCGCAAAUCCACAUUUUCUAAAUAUUAUUAUUCGAAGGUAGAAAACUGGUUGCGUAAGAUGUUGAGAAUAAAUAUACGUGCUAUAUUAGCAUUAUGCUUUAGCAAUAGAAUUUGAGUUUGUAAUUUAAAAAAAAGUAAAGGUACAUUAGUCUUAAAGAGCUUUGUUUUAUGCAAGACGAAUUCUUAUGUCUCUUUUCAUCAUCUUACAGCAUGUUGAAACAUAAGAUAACUAUGAAAAGACUUAUCAUAUAUGUAUAUGGUAUGGUAUGAUAAACCAUAUGAUAUACAACAUAUGAGUGUAUGAAAAACUUAUUAAAACGUAUAUAUUCAAAUAUUUGUUAUUUUGUAAAGGUCGCUAAAAGUACGUGGAAUAUAUCGCAUAGAAUAUUCAUUUUCGUUGAUUAUCUCGUAUCAUCAUCCCAUUGUAUGGACAGUACUGAACAAAUUUUGUUGAAUUGCGUCUUUGUAUGUGUGUGUGUGUGUAUAUAUAUAUAUGUACGUACAUGUGUAUGUAUAUAUAUAUAUAUAUAUAUAUAUAUAUAUAUAUAUAUAUAUAUAUAUAUGUGUGUGUGUGUCAUGCGAUAUAGCCGCGUAAGUCUGAUGUAUUUUUCACAAAUGUACUGUAAGUGAAAGUGUAAUAUAUUUAUCUACUCAA
This is a messenger RNA of Vespa crabro (European hornet), 7334 nucleotides long. It is a transcript of the gene roq, whose product is annotated as roquin-2. Bases 159 to 2888 code for a protein of 909 amino acids. Lineage: Eukaryota; Metazoa; Arthropoda; Insecta; Hymenoptera; Vespidae. Gene Ontology annotation, molecular function: metal ion binding. The record is from RefSeq and is a predicted model, not a curated record. The transcript has 15 exons.